Molecule: messenger RNA, 2676 nt
Organism: Pan troglodytes (chimpanzee)
Lineage: Eukaryota; Metazoa; Chordata; Mammalia; Primates; Hominidae
Gene: CEP89
Product: centrosomal protein 89
Exons: 19
Coding region: 172-2547 (791 amino acids)
Biological process (GO): chemical synaptic transmission; cilium assembly; mitochondrion organization
Cellular component (GO): centriole; ciliary transition fiber
Source: RefSeq, a predicted model, not a curated record
GAUUGGUCGAGGGCCGAGCUGAGCCAAUGGCCGACGUGGUUGCUGCAAAGUCCAUUGCGAAGAGAAAGCGUGAGGGGCUGGGCCUGCAGCGGGCUUUAGGGAGUGGUCCCUGGCUGUGGGUAGAUCUGCUGCUGAGUCCAGCCCCUGGUCCAUUCUCCUCGCGCUGCAAGGAUGCUCCUGGGAUUUCGGAGAGGCCGCAGGAGCCAUUUCAAACACAUCAUCCAUGGCCUUUUACCUGCAGCCAGCGUUGCUCCGAAGGCAGCUGUGCCACGCACACCUCCUCCCCGCAGCCCCAACCCGUCUCCAGAGAGACCAAGAUCUGCUCUGGCAGCAGCCAUUCUGGCAACAACAUUGACUGGGCGGACGGUUGCUAUUCCUCAGCCUCGCCAGAGAUCCCGGUCUGAGAGUGAUGUGAGCAGUGUUGAACAGGACAGCUUCAUCGAGCCCUAUGCCACCACCUCACAGCUGAGGCCUCGACCAAAUUGGCAGAGUGAGAUGGGAAGAAGAUCUUCUUUGCCAUCCUUUGAAACACUGGACUAUGGGGACGAAGAGGACAUUGAAACUCAGCUGUCAUCCAGCGGCAAGGAAUUGGGGGAUGUCAGUGCCCGGGAGGACAGAGGAGGCCACAGUGAUGACCUGUACGCUGUGCCACACAGAAAUCAGGUGCCAUUGUUACAUGAGGUGGACAGUGAAGACGAUGAAAAUAUUUCUCAUCAGGAUGGGUUUCCAGGCUCCCCUCCUACACCACAGCGGACACAACAAAAAGAUGGUAAACACCCUGUUCUGAAUUUAAAGGAUGAAAAACCUCCAUUAUGUGAGAAACCUCCACCUUCCCCAGAUAUAACUGGUAGAGUACGUCAAAGAUAUACAGAAAUAACCAGAGAAAAGUUUGAGGCAUUAAAAGAAGAAAAUAUGGACCUAAACAAUAUGAAUCAAAGCCUUACCCUUGAACUAAACACAAUGAAACAAGCAAUGAAAGAACUACAGUUAAACCUUAAGGGAAUGGAAAAAGAGAAGAGAAAGCUCAAAGAGGCUGAGAAGGCGUCGUCACAGGAAGUUGCUGCACCUGAAUUACUUUAUCUGCGAAAACAAGCUCAAGAACUGGUGGAUGAAAAUGAUGGAUUGAAAAUGACUGUCCAUCGUUUGAAUGUAGAACUCAGUCGAUAUCAGACAAAAUUCAGGCAUUUGUCCAAGGAAGAGAGCUUAAAUAUUGAAGGCCUCCCAUCCAAGGGCCCUAUACCACCCUGGUUGUUGGAUAUAAAGUACCUGUCACCAUUGUUGCUGGCUUAUGAAGAUAUGAUGAAAGAGAAGGACGAGCUCAAUGCCACCCUCAAGGAGGAAAUGAGAAUGUUUAGGAUGCGAGUCCAAGAAGUGGUGAAAGAAAAUGAAGAAUUGCACCAAGAGUUAAAUAAGAGUAGUGCUGUUACCAGUGAGGAAUGGCGUCAGCUUCAGACUCAAGCAAAACUGGUUUUAGAGGAAAACAAGUUGUUGCUGGAGCAGUUGGAGAUUCAGCAAAGGAAAGCCAAGGACAGCCACCAGGAGCGCCUCCAAGAAGUUUCUAAGCUGACUAAACAACUAAUGCUCCUGGAGGCGAAAACCCAGGGCCAGGAAAAGGAGCUGGCAGAGAACAGGGAACAGCUGGAGAUUUUACGUGCCAAAUGCCAAGAACUCAAAACACACUCGGAUGGCAAAAUCGCAGUGGAAGUUCAUAAAUCAAUUGUGAAUGAAUUAAAAAGCCAAUUACAGAAGGAAGAAGAGAAAGAAAGGGCUGAGAUGGAGGAGUUGAUGGAGAAGCUGACAGUCCUGCAAGCGCAGAAGAAGAGCCUGCUGUUAGAGAAGAACAGUUUGACAGAGCAAAACAAAGCACUGGAAGCCGAACUUGAACGAGCACAGAAAAUCAAUAGGAAAUCUCAAAAGAAAAUUGAGGUCCUCAAAAAGCAGGUUGAAAAAGCCAUGGGGAACGAAAUGUCUGCUCAUCAGUACCUGGCAAACCUUGUUGGCCUGGCAGAAAAUAUAACCCAGGAACGUGACAGUCUUAUGUGUUUGGCAAAAUGUUUAGAAAGUGAGAAGGAUGGAGUGCUUAAUAAAGUCAUAAAAAGCAACAUUCGCCUGGGAAAGUUAGAGGAAAAAGUCAAGGGCUACAAGAAGCAGGCAGCACUGAAGCUGGGGGACAUCAGUCACCGUCUGCUGGAGCAGCAGGAGGACUUCGCCGGCAAGACAGCCCAGUACCGGCAGGAGAUGCGGCACCUGCACCAGGUGCUGAAGGACAAGCAGGAGGUGCUGGACCAGGCGCUGCAGCAGAACAGAGAAAUGGAAGGUGAACUUGAAGUUAUUUGGGAAUCUACCUUCAGGGAAAACCGAAGAAUCCGAGAACUUCUCCAGGACACACUCACGAGGACAGGCGUGCAGGACAACCCCAGAGCUCUGGUGGCCCCCAGCCUCAAUGGCGUCUCUCAGGCAGACCUGCUGGAUGGCUGCGAUGUCUGCUCCUAUGACCUGAAGACUCUUGCCCCCACCUGCCAGAAUCUGCAGGAGCCCGUGGUGUAGGCUCCUCUGGCCUGAAAGGUCUGCCUCACACAGGCCUUCCCUGCAGGGCAGCCCAUGGUGGCAGCCGGAGGUGCGUAAGCCCACUGAACGCUGCGGGGCAGGGAAGAAAUAAAUGGUCUCAGAGUUUAA